UUUUCGCUUCGGCAUUCUCCCCGAACACCACCACACUCACUUCAAUCGCGCCUUGCCGGCCACCCCAUCCCUUCAUGUUGCGGACAUCGCUGCGAUCCGUGAGGGCGCUGGGCAGCAGGCCCGCCGCAGCCGCUGUCGGCCGCCAAUGGCAGGUUUCUGCGCUUCGUGCAGUCGUGUCAAGCCAGAGGUUCUAUGCCGACGACAAGAAGCGCCCUGAUGAGGUCAAACUUCCUUCUGCCGAGACCCUGACGUCCCCUUCGACGGCUCCGCCGCCUCCUCCCCAAGUCGAGAAUGUCGCUUCGUCCACCAUCCCUCCCGAGAAUGCCCCCCUCACGCCUCCCGCUCCUGAGGCCACCAUCACCCCGCCACCACCUCUCCCGACGCCGCGUCAGAGGACUGGCCUUUUCCGGAGGCUGCGCAACUACAUCCUCACCCUCACCCUGCUGAGCGCCUUGGCCUUCGGCGGCGGCGUAUGGUAUUCGCGCAUCAACGACAAUUUCCACGACUUCUUCACCGAGUACAUUCCCUAUGGCGAGCAGGCCGUGCUGUACCUGGAAGAGAUGGACUUCAAGAAGCGGUUCCCCAACGUGGCCAGCCGCGUGACGGGUCGGCGGCCGGAUGGGGAGCACGUCAAGAUCCCCGCCCAGAGCGGCGCCUCAUGGCGUGUCGCCGAUGGCGAGACUGGCGGCCGGCAAUCGAGCGCGAUUCAGAAGGUGGCUGGUGCCAAGGAUGCGACCAAGUCCAAGGCUGAGCCUGCCGUCGUGGCCCACGCAAAGGAGCAGACGGCCAAGCUGCCCAAGGCCGAGUCCAAGCAGGAUGAUGUCGAGAAGCAGAAGCCUGUCCCCGCGCCUAUUGCCAAGACGAAGCCGGAGCCGGAGCCGGAACCUGCUCUCGCUCCUGCUACCCCUGCUUCCGCUGCUCCGGCUCCUGUUCCCGCUCCUGCACCCACGCCUGCACCAGCGCAGGCAUGGAAAGCACCCGAGGUUGACGAGCCGUCGCGGUGGCCUCCAGCUUCGCUCAUCGACCCUCUGGCCGUCCCCGACGCCGCGGAUCCCGUGGUGCAGGACCUCGUGCGCAUGCUGAACGACAUCAUCACCGUCAUCAACCACGACGGCGCCAACGAGAAGUACGGCGCCACCAUCGGCAAGGCAAAGGGCGAGGUCAACAAGGUCGGCCAAAAAAUCCGUGCCCUGAAGGCGUCAGUCGAAAAGGAGGCUGCUAAGCAGGUCAGGGAGCGCGUCGACAACUUCGACAAGGCCGCCAACGAGCUAGUCUCCCGCCUGGAGGCCGCCAUGGCCGCGCAGGAGCGGCAGUUCCGGAAGGAGUUCGAGGUCGAGAUGGAGCGGCUCAAGCAGAGCUACGACGCCAAGGUGCAGCUGAUCCAGCAGCGCGAGCGGCAGCUGGCCGAGGAGAAGCUCAACAACCAGCUGCUCGAGCAGGCCGUCCAGCUGCAGCGCCAGUUCGCCCGCGACAUCAAGAAGCACGUCGAGGAGGAGCGCGACGGCCGCCUGGGCAAGCUCAACGAGCUGACCGCGGCCGUCGCCAACCUCGAGAAGCUCACGACGGGCUGGAACGAGGUCGUCGACGCGGCCCUGCGCACGCAGCAGCUUCACGUGGCCGUAGAGGCGGUGCGCGCCAGCCUCGAGGACGCGCACCACCCGCGGCCCUUCAUCAAGGAACUAGUCGCGCUCAAGGAGAUUGCGUCCCAGGACCCGGUCGUCGACGCCGCCAUCGCCUCGAUCCACCCGUCGGCAUACCAGCGCGGCAUCGCCACCCCCGCCGAGCUGAUCGACCGGUUCCGCCGCGUCGCCGCCGAGGUGCGCAAGGCGAGCCUGCUGCCCGACGACGCGGGCGUCGCUAGCCACGCCUCGAGCUAUGUCCUCAGCAAAGUGCUCUUCAAGAAGCAGCCGGGGCUGGCGGCGGGUGAUGAUGUCGAGAGCAUUCUCACUCGCACGCAGACGCUGCUCGAGGAGGGCGAUCUCGACAAUGCGGCGAGGGAGAUGAAUGGCCUGAAAGGGUGGUCCAAGACGCUCAGUCGGGAUUGGCUGGCUGAGGUGAGGAAGGUGCUGGAGGUGCGGCAGGCUUUGGAGGUUAUCCAGACCGAGGCGAGGCUACAGAGCUUGAGGCUGGAGUAGGGGGUUUUCUUUUGUUGAUGUACAUUCCUCGUUAGAUCUGCUAGGUAGAGGCCGGCGUGUAUCAAGUAGUCAAUAGACGAUCAGGCCAUGGACAUGGUGUUGUGUGUUUGAAUUCCUAGUUUUAUCACUCAAG
Molecule: messenger RNA, 2268 nt
Organism: Parathielavia appendiculata
Lineage: Eukaryota; Fungi; Ascomycota; Sordariomycetes; Sordariales; Chaetomiaceae
Exons: 3
Coding region: 75-2135 (686 amino acids)
Biological process (GO): cristae formation
Cellular component (GO): MICOS complex
Source: RefSeq, a predicted model, not a curated record